Rotaria socialis is the source of this 999-nucleotide messenger RNA. NCBI's taxonomy places the organism in Eukaryota, Metazoa, Rotifera, Eurotatoria, Philodinida, Philodinidae. The record is from the annotation of a GenBank genome assembly.
AUGCUACUACGUGCUGUUGAUGUUUUCGACAUUUAUGUUGAGCCAUUUAUUUAUUCUGGUUUCCGUCCACCUAAUCAACCUUAUUCAUACUAUUAUCGAUCACUAUUUUCAUUACACAAUGAAACAUUAUCUGUAUGGAUUCAUUUAUUUGGUACAAUUAUUCUUAUCACGCAAAUUUUUUCGCAAAUUCUUCAAGUGUCAAUGAAUUCAUAUUCAACAAUACAAUGUAUUUAUCUUUGUUAUAAUUGUAUUGGUGCAUGUAUGAUGCUUCUAUGUUCAGCACAAGCACAUUUAUUUCAUUCGAGAACAUUAGCUGAUCAUUUGCGUUCAUUUUAUCUUGAUUAUUUUGGAAUUAGUUUUUAUGGUUUUACAUCGGGUAUUAUUCUAUACAGAUUUUCACAUAAGCAACAAUUUUCCACGUUUACAAAUGAAACAUCAUAUUAUUUAAUAUUAAGUCUAUUAUCAUUAUAUUCGUUAUCAGUAGCAUGCUUUUGUAAAACAUAUUAUCGUCGGCCAUAUCCAUUUUCUCAUAAAAUCUUACAAUGUUCUGGUGUUUUAAUUCUUUAUCUUGUUCAAAUUUGGCCAAUAUUAAACAAUAUAUUUUAUACCUUUAUUUUAUCGAACAAUGGUCGAACAAUAAUCAAAUCUGAAGAAAAAGCUCUCGUUUGGCAUUUAAUACAAAUUACUUCAUUCAUUUUAAGUGGUCUCAUUUUUGUUGCAAGAAUUCCUGAACGUUUUUGUCCCGGUUCAUUUGAUUUGUGUGGUCAAUCACAUCAUGCAUUUCACCUAACUAUAUUCCUAACGUCUUUUACUCAAGCAAAUGCUGUAUUCGAAGAUAUGCAUACUAUUUCAUGGAAUAAUGUUCAUUAUAAUUGGAAGAAAGAUAUGCUAUUAAGUUUGAUUGUAUUUAUUUUAGAAUCAAUUACAGUUUUUGUAUGGUUUCACAUAAGUCGACCAACUAUUGAACGACGAUACAAAGUAGAUUCGAAAAAACAAUGA